This is a messenger RNA of Entrophospora candida, 1353 nucleotides long. NCBI's taxonomy places the organism in Eukaryota, Fungi, Glomeromycota, Glomeromycetes, Entrophosporales, Entrophosporaceae. The record is from the annotation of a GenBank genome assembly.
AUGGACUCCUCAAGGAAGAUCGAUGCACCACAAAAUUGUCUAUGGACACUGACAAUUGUAAAUUGUGUAGACCAAGGUUAUUAUCAAGCAAUAUAUGAUGUAACAAUGUAUUUAUCAUUGAUAGUAUUUCUAUGCGCAGUUGGACUAUUAUUAUGGCGUCAAAAUAAUAAAGCAGAUGCAAGAUUAUUUUCUAUAAAAGGGUUUUUGGCAAUAGAAGGGUUUCUUUUCACUCAAAUAUUUUGGGGCAUUUUACGAGUUGUUGAUUGUGUCGUAUUAACAUACGAUUAUUUACCAACAAAUAUGAUUUUGCGAGAAAUGUUAUUUGCCAUUUCUUGGUUAUUGGGUUCAAUAUCGGUAACAACAUAUUUAGCUGGCAUAUUAAGAACAAUACCAAGAAUACGUUUCUAUCGACAAAAAUCAGAUCCAAAUUAUAAACAAAAACUUAACCUACCAAGUCUUCAAAGUUUAGCCAUCACCUACUUUUGUUACAUAUCUAUAAUAGGAAUCAUAGUCACAACAUGCUCAUUUUUCAUUGGCUAUUUUGAAAUGUAUCCUGACUCUCAUCCAAAUUCAGCAAUGAUAGCAUCCAUUAUGAAAUUGACCGAAUAUGGCGUUUUUGCGAUUUGUUGUUUCUUGAUAUCAUUUGGAUUCAUAAUGUAUGGUAAUAAAUUGAUCAGUAUAGCAGGCGAAGGGUUAGAUCUAUUGGAAAGUGUAAAUGACUAUCAAAGUCACAUCAAAUCAAAAAGUUCUCAUAAUACUGGCUAUAGUUUAUUAGGAUUAGAAUUGGAAAUGAAGCAUAAAAGAUUAAAACGUAGUGUUUACAAGAUGCAUAUAAUAAACAUGUCAUUUAUUUCUUCUAUACUAAUUUUGGGAAUAAUAUUAGCUACUUCUGCAAUCUUUUUCCAACAAACAUAUGAGAAUCUAAUCAUUAAUAAAAUAUUUGCUGCGUUUACUAAUUUAUUUCCAAUGUUGGUAAAUGUUGCUGUAAUGGCAGGAAUAGUUCCUAAUAAAUAUGAAGAUUUUGAUAUUUCCUCCACACCAACAAAUAGUCAACCGCCACCAAGAGAAUCAAUAGAUGCUCAUAUGAGAAAUCCUUCGGCUGAUUCAGAAUCUCCUUUAUUAUCAUUUCCUUCACCUGCGGUCUUGUUUACAACGCGUCAUCAUCAUGGCAGUAGUGAUGGUGGUGGCGGCAAUGUCAACUUUGGUAGUAAUAAUGAUGUUAGCAGUAAUAAUUUUGUUAAUUAUGGUGAUGGAAUAGGGAAAUGUAGAAGACCUUCAGUUGUUACAACGACGAGUUCUUUAAAUUCACCAAUAAAUUUGACUCCAAUGAGAAUUAAUUAUUCUUAUAUUUAA